Molecule: messenger RNA, 1785 nt
Organism: Xyrichtys novacula (pearly razorfish)
Lineage: Eukaryota; Metazoa; Chordata; Actinopteri; Labriformes; Labridae
Source: the annotation of a GenBank genome assembly
AUGCCCCAUUAUCCUGAAAUUAUUGAUCUUGACCCAGUUAAUCUCACAUAUCUGGAGGAUUUCCCUGGUCUCAUUCAUUUUAUCUGUGUGGACCGAUCCACCGGUCAAAUGAUCGCGCCGUCGCUGAAUGUAACAGAGCGAAGCACAUCAGAGCUGGGGAAGGGACCGGUGGCUCAGUUCAUCAAAAGCAAGGUGAAGCAAACUCAAGGUGUCUUCAAACUGUUCAGUGUGGAAUAAAUCGCCAAUUGCGCAGGUCGUUAAAGUCUUGGUUUACCGGGUUCUUCUGCUGCUUUCAGUUCAAAAACAGUUUGAGUUGAAUAAAUUUCAUACUCUUGUUUCCAUAUCUCUUAAAAAAUACCAUAAACAGUUUUUUUCUGCAUUACUCAUGCUAGACAGUAGACAUCAACAGUGACUAAUUUCCCAUGCAUUAAAACAGAAAUUUAAAUUAAAACCAGUCGACUUGGCUAAAAGUACAAAAUUCAUAAACAGUUGAAUUGGCCUCAGUCUGUGCUGAGGAUGCAAACACAGCUCUAACUUUAGUGAAACAAGGACUGAAUUGCCCACAGCAACAGCCCUGUUGACCCACAUUUCCAUGUUCUUCGUACCUCCCACAUGCCCCCCUAGGAAACAUGCUUAUAGGCCUUCUCAAAGUUCACCAGACAUAUUGGGUAGUCUAAAGGUCAGGACCAAGAAAGCAGUUUAAACUAAGCACAAUUAUUUAUUCAACACAGCUGAACACCAGAUCACAGAGUCAGUGGGAAAACAAUGUCAAGUGUGGGUAACAUCAGCAGAGCUAGCACCUCCUCCUCGCAGGUUAACAUCCACAUGCAUGUGUUUCUAUAUGCCACUUUAACCAGACACAGCGUUCAAACAACUUUCACUCUAUUUUCUAGGUCAAAACGCUGCUGAACCGUGAGGUCCCAUCAGUGCUGGGUCACUGCACAGAUGCAUAUAGAUUACAGCAGUUUGGCUGUAGCCAUCAAUCAGAGCUAUAUAUCGGCUUUAUUACAGCUUAAAAACAACAUAUGGUUGUCAAUUUGGAUCAAUGGGAACAAAAAUAUCACUCAUAAGUUUAACCGGCUAGUAAUUCUGGUCCUGACUAGCAAGGGUGAGGAUGUUAUAACUGUUUAGUGGACUAAAUAUGCCCUUUUGUAAGUGUUACGACACUCCCAUUAAACUAUUGAUAACAACAAAACAAAGAAACUUAUUUCCAAAAAUAAUCCCUCUGUUUUUUUUCUCUCUGUUUUCAUACUGAAGGUGUGGAGUCUGGUCAGCACAACACGCCGCUAUCUCCAAAAGGGUUACUCCACUGUCACGUUACGCGACGGGGACUUCUACUUCUGCUACUUCCUCUGGUUUGAAAAUGACACUGUGAGUGACCUUUGUGUUAUUUAUCAACAUCCAGCAAAGUAAAUGUGAACGAAAUACAUCAUAUCGUGUGUUUUCCGAUCAAACAGGGCUACAAGUUAGAAGCAGGCGACAUCCCCCACCUACCUGAUGACUCUGCGCCCAUCGGGAUGCUGGCCUGGGACUACUACAGGUAAACCUCUGAGCAUGUUAAAAACAGUUGUGAUGAACCCAGAGAGAGUGCUGCUGACUACAGAAAGCCGUUUGUCCAGCAGGAAGCUGCUGCGCUACUACAGUAAGCAUCACCAGGGGGAAGUGGUGAAGUGCUACGAGCUGCUGACGGUCCAUCUGGGUGUCAUCCCCACUGAGAUCAUCCUGCAGCACUGCAGGCAGCUGGCGAGCAAACUGUGGGAGCCAUCACGCAAUCCUCUGCUGUAG